Molecule: messenger RNA, 633 nt
Organism: Trichosporon asahii var. asahii CBS 2479
Lineage: Eukaryota; Fungi; Basidiomycota; Tremellomycetes; Trichosporonales; Trichosporonaceae
Exons: 4
Coding region: 1-633 (210 amino acids)
Source: RefSeq, a predicted model, not a curated record
AUGAGCAUCCCAGACAGUGCGGACCGCGGGCGAAGACUCGACCACCAGCAGCGAGCUUACCAGCUGCAGGUUGUCGGAGGACUGCAGGGUAUGGGUCGGUGGACGGUUUACGGUCUUCUCGGCGUCGGAGCCAUGCACGCUUUCUGGCCCCUGUUCCGAAAGCAGACGUGGGCGAUCAAGGCGUUCCUCGUGACGAGCUCAAGUAUCUUCGGGCUCUGUAUCGGUGCUGAGGACAACCUGCUCCGAUACGAAGCCCAGCAGCGAGCAACAGAAAACGCAUUGCGGCGUGAAGCGCGCAAUGCCCUCGCGCUGAAGGGCAUCAUCGCUACUGAGGGCGAGAUCCGCAAGUGGCUCAAGGAGCAGGAGGCGGAGCGACGGGCGAUUUCCGAGGCGCGGGCCAAGGUUGCGAUCGAGGCGAUCGACGCUGGCGACGCGGCCGAGUCGGCCGAGGCUGGAAACGUUGCGCGCCUCGCGACUGCCUUCCACGAGAAGCGGGACCAGGCUCGCACCCAGAACACGACGCAGGAGGUUUCCGAGCUCGCCGAGGCGAUCAAGAAGACGCCUGGAUCUGUUGAGGUCGACACCUCUGCUCCUGUGCCGGCACCCGAGGAGCCCGCCGCAGAGAGCAAGUAG